GUGAGCUUCUCGUCCGCCGCAACGUCUCCAUGGCAACAACGCUACAUAACACUCACUGUAACAGGUCCCAAGCCUGUUCCUCACUAAACGUCAGGAACAGGCAAUGACGCCGAAGAAGAAGGUCGCUAAAGUAAAGAAGGCGAAAGCCGGCAAAGGCAAGAAAGAUGGCAAACACGACUCCAAACCGGACAGAGAGGUGGAGAUGGAGAAGGCCAAGGCCAACGCCGCCGUGUGGGAGCUGAGGUUAAAGGUCACCGAGGAGUCGCUCGCGCAGUACCAGGAGUCCUACCACAAACUGGCGCGCGCCAACGAGCAGCUCGCCGAGCAGCUGUACCGCGCGGAGAAGGACUCCGUCGCCAUUACCGGCUUUUUUAAGAAGCGGGACGAGGCCAAGGAGGAGAAAAUCGAUAUGCUUCAUAGGAGCCUCAAAAGUCAAGACGCGCUCGCACGUGAGGAGCAAAGCAAAUUGGUUGAAGAUUACACACUUCAGAUCAGUGAGAUGAAGGAGCUGUUCCAAAAGAAAGCCAGCGACUUUAACAUGAUCCAGGAUGGAAUGAAGCAGAUGAAGGAGUUUGAGAUCAGGAAAGAGCAGAUUGAGCAGGAGCUCAGUGAUAUUAGAGAAAGCAUGGCUAACACUAACAAGGAGCACAGGGAAAACCUAAACAAAAUGGAAUACAAGUUCUUGGAAGAAAAGGCUCGACUGGAGAAGGAGGCUGAGCAAAUGAUAACUCUGGCGCAGGAGCAGGCCCACAAAGAAGCUAUUGUGCAGCUGGAUGAUGCCGCUCGGUCCGUGUUCAAGGAGAACGUCCGUCUCAAUGAAGCACUGAAAUAUCACAUCAGGGAAACAGAGGAGCUGCUGAAAAUGACAAACGCACUGGAAAAGCAAAAUGCCUUACUGGCACUGGACAAGAACACGGCUGAUUUGCUAGUGAAGAAGAACGUAGCUGAGAUGAAGGCCCAAAGAGAGGAGCUGCACAAGCUCAGAGCUAAGGUAGCUACUCUGGAGAAGGCUCUCAAGCAGAAAGCAGAAAAACAAGAGCGAGCGGAAAUGGAAGAGCAGAAGAUGCUCCAGGUGAGGUCCCAGGCCGGCGGGGUAGAGCUGGAUAAGCUUCAGAAGGUCCUGGCCAUGAGGGAGAAGGAACUGGGGCACAUUAAGAGGCUGGCUAGCACGAUUGUUGAGCAGCGCAAGGAGCUGGAGCAGUUCUUCCAUGAGGCGCUGGAUCAUGUGAGGGAGGAGAUCAAGGCCAGCAGGUUGCAAUACAAAAAGGAGGCCCUACAGGCUUAUCGCUCCAGGAUGAGAGACGCUGCAGCAGGAAAGAUCAAGUUUCCACCCAUCCGCACCUUCAGUAACACCUCUCACAGUACCAACUCAGUCUAUGCAGACAUGGAGGCUGCAACCACUUGGACGCAUCAACCUGGAAGCAAAGUGAGAAUCUCAGAGCUCACUUGGGAGCAGAAGGAACAAGUUCUCAGUCUUCUCUUUGCUAAAAUGAAUGGGCACAAGGAAAGGAAAUCCAUCCAACAUCUGGAUUUGACUGCCACCUCCAAGAAGAUCCCUACUGAUGGUGACACUGCUGGAAUUAAAGAGGAGCCCUCGUCGGCAACCUUCAUCACUCAGGCGCCUGACUCCGUUCAGCCCUCAAACGCAAACAGCCCGCCGGAUAUACACGCCACAUGACCUCGGUGUGGCCUCUGCGCUGCACGUCACGCUCCUCGGAUUGUUUGCCUCAGCUUUGUCCUUUUCCCAGAGUGUUACUGGUGCAUACAGUUAAGGAGGUUUGUUUGUGUUCAUUAUAAAUAUCCUACAAUGCAUGUAUAUUUGGCUUAUAAGUUGUUUUGCAUAUGUGAGUUACAUCACAACCUAUGAAAAGGAACAAUUCAUUCAAUGCAAAUUAUUUUUGAUUCUGCUAAAGUAUUUACUGGUACAUGAAUGAUCUGAAAAUAUGAAUACAAUACCCUUCAGCCACGACGACUUGAUUGAUUCAGACAGACAACAAUACUACAGUUUGAUUGCACGCUUGGUGCACCAGGGAGGGAAGACUUGAAGACUUAGCGACCCAUGGUAGGCAUGGUAACAGCAGGAGUUUUCAAGGUGGCAUCCUCAGCUUUCCAUUGUGCAGUUACUGUUUUAAUCUGUGUGUAGAACUGGAUUCCCUAAGAAUGAAAAUAAAACCAUUCACAUCAAAA
This is a messenger RNA of Betta splendens (Siamese fighting fish), 2187 nucleotides long. Its product is annotated as basal body-orientation factor 1-like. The transcript is spliced from 12 exons. Bases 104 to 1678 code for a protein of 524 amino acids. The record is from RefSeq and is a predicted model, not a curated record. NCBI's taxonomy places the organism in Eukaryota, Metazoa, Chordata, Actinopteri, Anabantiformes, Osphronemidae.